AUGGAUAUUUUGAGAAUUAAGAAGAGAAGAAGUGCACAUAAGGCUGUGAUAACACGUCAACUUGGCAAAUUAGAAGAAUAUGCGGGCGAUAAUACGCACUUUACUACCGUUCUUGAAACUCUACGCAACAAACUUAUGGCGCUGGAAGAGAUCAACGAGGAGAUAAUGUCGCAGGUAGAUGAGGUAGACCUGGAAACUGAGAUGCUCGAGACUGAGGACUAUAUGCUGGAAGUUCGGCUACGCAUUGGAGAUUUGGAGGCUCAACACCGCGCUGCUGUGGAGAUCACCCGUUCCCCACAAAUUACCCUUGAGAACAACACACUUGAUGAGCCCCUAAAUAGUAACAACCAUGAGACCGCACAACCCGUGCACAGUAACACCGAAGGAACUUCCGGGAACCGAAAUAAUAGCACAUCGGCUAAUAACGUAAGUGAAAUUUCAAUUCAGUCUGCAACACAGUUUCAUAAACUUCCGAAGCUUACAUUACCAAAUUUUACUGGAGACAUUUUGGAGUGGCAAACAUUUUGGGACUGUUACGAGUCAAGCAUACAUAACAACAUGUCACUAUCUGAGGUGCAGAAAUUUUGCUAUCUGAAAACUCUAUUGUCCGACGAUGCUGCCAGUGUGAUUGAUGGUUUGAAUGUUACACAUGGAAACUAUUCAGAAGCUAUACAUUUACUCAAGGAACGUUUUGGUCAGACACAUAAAGUUGUAAAUGCGUACAUGCAAGGUUUGCUGGAUUUACCUAGACCAACUUCCCAACUGUCCAGUCAAAGACCUUUUCAAGAAAAGAUGGAGGCAUAUAUCCGUGGUCUACAGUCCCUAGGUCAAGGUCAUGAGUCCUUUGGAAAUUUACUUAUACCGGUCAUACUUGAAAAACUUCCGGCGGAGAUCAAGCGGAACAUGACACGCGACCAUGGCGGGAGUGAAUGGCGACUUCCGGUACUUAGGAGAGCGUUAAAGAAAGCGAUAAAUAUAAUAGAUUCAGGCCAGCCAACACAGACUACAUAUGAACAUUUGGCAACUGCAUCUUUCCUUACAAGUACAAGACCAACACAAAAGAAGAAAAGUUUAAAGCACAUACAAGAAGUACAAAUACCCCAACGCCCCCAAUGUCCAUUCUGCAGUGAAAAUCAUUUUGCUAAUGACUGUAAAAACAUCAUUAAUCCUAGGGAGAGAAAAGCCAUUAUUCAUCGCAAGAAACUGUGUUUCAACUGUUUAGGCAAACACAUUGUUGCUUCCUGUCGCUCAAAACACCGCUGUAGAAAAUGCAACCGGAAACACCAUACCAGCAUUUGCGAUCAGAGUAUCGGAAGCUCACUGAACACAUCGGCUCCAAGUUUUCGUCCCUACUUCCGGUAG
Molecule: messenger RNA, 1362 nt
Organism: Ruditapes philippinarum (Manila clam)
Lineage: Eukaryota; Metazoa; Mollusca; Bivalvia; Venerida; Veneridae
Exons: 1
Coding region: 1-1362 (453 amino acids)
Source: RefSeq, a predicted model, not a curated record